UCUCGUCCUACACCUCCCAUUUUUUUAUAUUCAAAUUUAAAUCUUGAAAAAUAUUUUGAUUUCCGAAAACGAGCUGGCACAGGCAUUGGAAAAAAGCAAAUUCUAGACUCAUAUUUCCAAUACCGCAUUUCACAUCCUAAAGACCCUACACCCCCUUCUUCUUUCUUCUUCUUUGCAAAAUUUUAAAUCUGAUUUCUUAACUAGUAACACUCCUCCCUAACUAUCAACAACCUGAUACUAUAAACCCCCUAACAUGCACCCCUUGUUUCCUAGUUCCAUCACUCACAGUAACAUUUCCUUGAGUUCACGGUUUUCUCUUUGAUUGUUUUGAGUUGAGUUGAGUUGAUCCAUGGUGAUCAUCUGGUGUGGUGAUACUUGCUGGUUGGUGGGAGGAUGAAGAAGAGAGAUGCAGUAACCAAAAAUCAACAAAAAAAUUAAACCCAAAACAAAAGACAGAAGCCAAACGCAGGACGAACUGCGUUCUCUUUAGCUGCAGUGCGAAAUGCGGACAACCGCCCCCAAAACCAACCGCAGGUUGACCUGCGGUUACUAUCAGCCGCUGAUCCAGCUGCGGCACCACCAUAUCCGCACUUCCUAAUGCGGCAGGCGUUAGCCGCAGUUCCAUUUGCAAUUCCAGAAACACGAGCUGAGGAUAAAGGAAAUUAAAUGGUAAAAAUGGUGGAGACAAAUGAGGGAGGAGGACACCUGGUUAGGAGAAACAGAAGUACGGGAAGAAAUACAAGGGUUUCAGAUUUAAAAUUUUGUAAAGAAGAAAGAAGGGGGUGUAGUAGGGUCUUUAGGAUGUGAAAUGCGGCAGUGGAAAUAGGAGUUUAGAAUUUGCUUUUCCCAAUGCCUAUGCCAGCUUUUUUUUUUUUGAAAUCAAAAUAUUUUUCAAGACUGAAAUUUAAAAUAUAAAAGAAUGAGAGGUGUAGGACGAGAGUGGAGAGGUGGAAGGAGAACUGCUCUUUAGAUCUUGUCUAUUAUUUUAUUAGAUGUAUGAGAUCUGAAUUGGAUUUUAAAAGUCGAAUUCAUUAUCACUACCUUUGAAGAAAAUGUAGAAGUAUAUUAGUUUUGGAUAGCAGGAGACGAGAAUCGAAAGAAGUUAGUUGAUGAUGUGAAUUAAGCAAAAAUAAUUUGUAGCAAUAGACAAUGGUGAUGAGUUCAUUUUCUGCGAAAUGGUCAUCCCUAUGGUUGAACGCCACCAACUUGCAUCCAAUUCUAACCCUUCUGCUCACUCUCAUCACUUUGCUAUGGUUGCUACGGUGGUUAAGGAAUUCAACCAAUGAACCAUCUGCUUUGCCUCCAGGCCCUACAGGUCUUCCAUUUCUUGGCUACCUUCCCUUUCUAGGAACCCAUCCCCACCUCAAAUUUCACAAGCUGGCACAACUUUAUGGACCCAUCUACAAGCUCACGUUGGGAACUAAAACAGUGGUGGUGGUUAGUUCACCCUCUCUGGUGAAAGAGAUAGUGCGUGAUCAAGACACCAUAUUUGCCAACCGGGAGCCUCUAAUUGCUGCAUUGGUUUCCUUGUACGGUGGCACUGACAUAGCCUCUUUGCCUCACGGUCCACAGUGGAGGAAGGCUCGCAAGAUAUUGGUACGUGAGAUGCUCAGCAGCACCAACCUCACUAACUCUUUUCCUCAUAGGAGAGUGGAGGUUAAGAAAUCCAUCAGGGAUGUGUACCAAAACAAAAUAGGCUGCCCCAUAAACGUCGGCGACUUGGCUUUUCUAACAGCUACAAAUGCAAUAAUGAGUAUGAUUUGGGGCGAGACGUUGGAAGGAGAAGAAGGAGCUGCCAUUGGGGUUGAGUUUAGAGCCGUUGUGUCAGAACUUAUGGUGUUACUAGGGAAGCCAAAUGUUUCAGAUCUUUUCCCCGCUCUGGCCUUGUUAGAUUUACAAGGAAUUGAGAGAAGAACCAGAAAGGUCUCCCAAUGGAUUGAUAAGCUCUUUGAUUCUGCCAUUGAAAAGCGAAUGACUGUGACUGGGAAGGGAGAAAAUAACUCAAACAAAGAUUUCCUGCAGGUUCUCUUGGAGCUUACAAAGAGUGACAGUGAGACAACAUCAAUGACCAUGAAGGAGAUCAAAGCCAUCCUCAUAGAUAUAGUGGUGGGUGGAACCGAUACAACAUCAACAACAUUGGAAUGGGUGGUAGCGGAACUGAUGCAGCAUCCUGAGGCAAUGGAGAGAGUUCAUGAAGAGAUGGAUACUGUAAUAGGAUUGGAAAACGGUAUUGAAUUAGAAUCCCAGUUGUUCAAAUUAGAGUACUUAGAAGCUGUCAUAAAGGAAACACUUCGUUUGCAUCCUCCUCUUCCCUUUUUGGUACCUCGUUGCCCAAGUCAAACUAGCACUGUUGGUGGAUAUACCAUUCCGAAAGGUGCACAGGUAUUGUUGAACGUGUGGACUAUACAGAGAAACCCUGACAUUUGGGAAGAUGCAUUAGAAUUUCGACCAGAGAGAUUUCUGAGUGAUGAUGGCAAGUUGGAUUACUGGGGCAACAAAUUUGAGUAUCUUCCUUUUGGAUCUGGAAGAAGAAUCUGUGCAGGGCUACCUCUUGCCGAAAAGAUGAUAAUGUUUAUGCUAGCUUCCUUCUUGCAUUACUUUGAGUGGAGAUUACCCAGUGGAAAAGUGCUUGAAUUUUCAGGCAAAUUUGGCAUUGUAGUCAAGAAAAUGAAGCCACUAAUCGUUAUUCCAAAGCCUAGACUAUCUAAACCACAACUCUACAUGUAAUGUUAUCGAGGUUCAGUGUAUUAUUCUAUAGCAGUUAUCAUAAGAUUCGUUCGUUGGGUUCUGCUGCUGUACAAGAAAAUGAAUCUAGUUAUUUCAAAGCCUAUACUAUCUAAACCAGACAAAAUAAUGCUAUGCAUAAUACAUAAAAGAUUAAAUAACUUAGUUAAAUAUUUUAUUAUUAUUUAGAAUUGCAACUGAA
Vigna radiata var. radiata (mung bean) is the source of this 2926-nucleotide messenger RNA. RefSeq names its product geraniol 8-hydroxylase-like. The transcript is spliced from 2 exons. NCBI's taxonomy places the organism in Eukaryota, Viridiplantae, Streptophyta, Magnoliopsida, Fabales, Fabaceae. Gene Ontology annotation, molecular function: oxidoreductase activity, acting on paired donors, with incorporation or reduction of molecular oxygen; heme binding; iron ion binding. The record is from RefSeq and is a predicted model, not a curated record. Bases 1150 to 2727 code for a protein of 525 amino acids.